AGGUGCAAGGGGGCGGAGGCGCGGCCGGGGCGGGCCGCCGCGGGGCAUUUAAACUCGCCGAGCGCAGGAAGCCGCGGCCGCUCGGCGCUCUCCCCGCUCCCCAUCUCCGCUUCCAGGACCAGCUGGCGAGAUGCGGGCUUCCCUGGCCCCAGGCGUCUGGUUCCUCCGCGCCUUCUCCAGGGACAGCUGGUUCCGAGGUUUCAUCUUGCUGCUUACCUUCCUCGUUUAUACCUGUUACCAUAUGUCCAGGAAGCCCAUCAGUGUUGUCAAGAGUCGUCUGCACCAGAACUGUUCUGAUCUGAUCAGGCCCAUCAACGAUACCCAUACUAUCAAUGACACCACGUGGUGCAGCUGGGCUCCAUUUGACAAGAGCAACUACAAGGAGUUACUGGGGGCUGUGGACAAUGCCUUCCUUGUGGCCUAUGCCAUCGGCAUGUUUAUCAGUGGGAUUUUUGGGGAGCGCCUCCCCAUCCGUUAUUACCUGUCAGCCGGGAUGCUGCUCAGUGGCCUUUUCACUGCCUUCUUUGGCAUGGGAUACUUCUGGAACAUACACAUGCUUUGGUACUUUGUGCUCAUCCAGAUCUGUAAUGGACUUGUCCAGACCACAGGCUGGCCCUCUGUGGUGACCUGCGUGGGCAACUGGUUUGGGAAGGGAAGGCGAGGCCUCAUCAUGGGCAUCUGGAAUUCCCACACAUCUGUGGGCAACAUCAUGGGCUCCCUGAUUGCCGGCGUCUGGGUGAAUGAGCAGUGGGGCCUGUCCUUCAUCGUGCCUGGUGUCAUCACUGCGGCCGUGGGCGUCUUCACCUUCCUCUUUCUCAUAGAAUACCCAGAAGAUGUGGACUGUACCCCUCCUCAGCACCAUAGCACUCCAGGAGGGGACCAGGACAACCCUGAGGACCCUGCGAAUGGCCCCUGCUCAGACAGAGAAAGCAACCUGGAGGCCACUGCCAGAUGCUCCAAGGAACCGAGUGUCAAGCCUGCCGCCAUCAGCUUCCUUGGGGCACUCCGAAUCCCGGGCGUGAUAGAGUUCUCUUUGUGCUUGCUCUUCGCCAAGCUGGUCAGUUACACGUUCCUCUACUGGCUGCCCCUCUACAUCUUCAAUGUGGCUCACUUUGAUGCCAAGGAGGCCGGGAACCUCUCUACACUCUUUGAUGUUGGUGGCAUCAUAGGUGGCAUCCUGGCCGGGCUCAUCUCUGACUAUACCAGUGGCAGGGCCACCACCUGCUGCAUUAUGCUCAUCGUGGCUGCCCCCAUGAUGUUCCUGUACAACUACAUUGGCCAAAGAGGGAUGACCAGCUCCAUAGUCAUGCUGAUCAUCUGUGGGGCCCUGGUCAACGGCCCUUAUGCACUCAUCACCACUGCGGUCUCAGCUGACCUGGGCACUCACCAGAGCCUGAAGGGCAACGCCAAGGCGCUCUCCACUGUCUCGGCCAUCAUCGACGGCACUGGCUCCAUAGGUGCAGCCCUGGGGCCUCUGCUGGCCGGGCUUAUUUCCCCCACGGGCUGGAACAAUGUCUUCUACAUGCUCAUCUCGGCCGACAUCCUGGCCUGCUUGUUCCUCUGCCGGUUGGUGUACAAAGAGAUCCUGGCCUGGAAAGCAUCCCUGAACAGGAGCAGAGGGUACAGAGAAAUCUGAAGCCCCUACUGGAAGAGAAGCAUGGGGGACUCCCCUUGGGCCCCCAAAGUGCUCCCCAUGGGAGAGACAAUGGACACUUGCACAGAUGGGUGAGGCAAAGUCUCUUGACCCAAUACCAGCUAGGCUGGGCGGCGCAGCCCAGCAGUUGCUAAGAGCUUAGGAGCUUCUCCGUGGGAAGGGGACUGCCAAGGAUGAGAAAACCGAAGAUGAAAGGACCUGCUCUCUGGGAGCUGCAAGCAGAUGGGAUGGGGCUCAGAGCUGAGUACUGUCUCCAUCUUGCUCAGGCUCUUGCUUAUUCAGCUUCCAAGACAGAAGGCAGAGGUUCUAUGGGGCCAAGGACUGGAAAAGGUGGAUCUCUUCUUCCCACGUUGAAUUUAAAUCUCUUAUAAUCAACCUGUCCCUUUAGUGACAGGUGGAUAUCUCACCCUGCUCCAGAGACAUCUGGCCUCCCUUUGUCUCUUUGUCCCUGAACCGGACUUCUCUUUGUAUUUCCCCAACUUGGACCCUCUUCUUCAACCCUCCACCGGAUACUAUUUAUAACUUCCUUACCCAUUUUGAUUAAGGUAUUAUUGCUGUAUCCUUCAGGGUCAGGAAUAGGGUAAAGCCAGGCAGGGGCCAAUAGAAUAAAAGGUAAAGGUGUCCUCACCCUCAGGCUUGCCCAACACUGACAGUGAGUCCUCCCUUGCUUCACCCUAGUCCAGCCCUCUGGGCCCACUGCUGUGGUGGGGGUAGGGACAGAGUAUGACUAAAAGUACUAGUGUGUGACAGCUCUACUCAGAGUGAAAGUAGAAAACAGACCCAGAGUCAUACUGUGCCCUGAGCACAAGCAGCCAGGGUGACAAGACUGGCAAGUCAUGAGAGAACUGUCUGCUCCAUCCAAGCAGCCAUUACCUGUGCACUUGUUUGGAGUUAUCUGUAACCCCUGUUUUCUACCCCGCGUACCUGAUGUACUUACUCUGAAUGUAUUCACUCCUCAAACCCCAAAACCUGGAUUGCUACCUGCCAAACUGGCUCUUGGCAUUACGUCUGAUCCUUCAAGCCGCCUGGCAGCACAGUACAGAUUUCCUUUUGCCAGCUGUGCGUGUACUGUUCCUUGUGGAGCGUGGCACAGCGGCAGCAAGCUGGGCUCGCCUGGGUUGCUGGAGGUGAUGGCCCAGGACCACCAUGUUGAUGUGUUGAGGCUUGUUUACAAUGGGCGUUCACUGUGGGGGUGCCGGUGAUAUCAGUGACAUGUGGAGCCCACUAGGAGCUUAGAGCUCAUACAAGAUACAACCACUACAUUAACUGGGACAGUCUGUGGGCCAGUGUGUGAACUGGAUACAAAUCCCUCAACAGUGAAAUUGGUCUUCCAGGCUCUGACGGUAAAACAAAUAUGUCGGUCUCGUAUUGCCUCAUACUCACUAAGGCCUCAGAGCCUACAGGCUAGGAGCCAUAGUACAUGGUGUUAUGUUCAGCUCUAAUGAAGGCUUCUCUCAAGACCACAAAGAUUGAUCUGAUACCCUCACUUUGGUGGGAUUAGCUCAGGAGCUGUGUUGCUUGUAUGAGCCACUAGAUGGUGACAUAAUCCCAUGAUAGAGCCCAAUGUGGGCCUGUGCUCCCAUUUGCCUCCUGAAAGUGGGCGGAGGACAGGUGUCUUCACCUGCAACUUUCAGCUUUCUGUUGCAGACAGAGGUCAGGGUAGGAGGGUUGGGAUACUGGUCCUCCUUUGGCUUUUUUGGUAUCUUCUCUUCCCCUGUGUCACCACUUAACUAGCUUUAAGCUGUUUCCUCAUCUAGAAGGUGGUGGUAACAUCACCUACUUCAUAGGGUUGGUGUGAAGGGAAACAAGUAAGCAUUAAACACGUCCUUGCCCUUGGGGAACUUGUCUAGUUAGGAGGAGAAGAUAGGAAUAUGAAAACAUUUAAAAACAAUACAAGAAAUAAUACAGAGAGCUAGUGACUCGAGUUGAGAGGUGGCACUAUUUCUUGGUCCAGCUAUGAAGGGAUAGGGGCUGGAGGGAGGGUGAGUCCAGUGACAAUAGGAGGAAUACAUGUGAAAGGAUCAUGAAGGAAGAAUUAUUAGGACUUGAGUGAUUAGGUGGUAUGGGGAGGUGGAAGAGGGUGGCUAAACUGAGUACUUACCAAGCCCCUAACAUGUUAGCUAUUAAACUGAAAAGCCAAACCCAUUGCUGUCAAGUCAAUUCUGACUCAUAGCAACCCUAUAGUACAGAGUAGAACUGCCCCAUAUGGCUUCCAAGGAGCAGCUGGUGGAUUUGAACUGCCACCCUUCCAGUUAGCAGCCAUAGCUCUUAACCACAGCACCAUCAGGGCUCAGUGUUAGCUAUUAAAAAAAAAAAAAAAAAAAAAGCUAUUAGGGACUGGAAAA
Loxodonta africana (African savanna elephant) is the source of this 3999-nucleotide messenger RNA. It is a transcript of the gene SLC37A2, whose product is annotated as solute carrier family 37 member 2. Lineage: Eukaryota; Metazoa; Chordata; Mammalia; Proboscidea; Elephantidae. The transcript is spliced from 18 exons. Bases 131 to 1636 code for a protein of 501 amino acids. The record is from RefSeq and is a predicted model, not a curated record. Gene Ontology annotation, biological process: glucose-6-phosphate transport; phosphate ion transmembrane transport. Gene Ontology annotation, molecular function: glucose 6-phosphate:phosphate antiporter activity. Gene Ontology annotation, cellular component: endoplasmic reticulum membrane.